This is a messenger RNA of Schistosoma mattheei, 3702 nucleotides long. The record is from the annotation of a GenBank genome assembly. Lineage: Eukaryota; Metazoa; Platyhelminthes; Trematoda; Strigeidida; Schistosomatidae.
AUGCGCGCUAAAACAAUCAAGAAUUUAGUCACUGUAAAUGAAGAACUAACUGCCGAUGAGUGGCGACGACGAUAUGAACGUGAGAAAGAGAAAGUUAGGAAACUUCACAAUAUUGUAUCUCGUUUGGAAAGUGAACUGAAACGUUGGCGAGGUGGUGAAUCUGUCAGUCAAACUGAAUGGUUUACAGAAACUCAAUAUUCAGCUGCCAUAGAUGAUGCAAAGGACAUAACAACUCCAGAUGUAUUUCCAACCAAACUCAUGUCAGAUAGCAUUUCGACAACUGCACCACAAAGUGUUCAACUAUCAAAUAUAUCUCAAACGCGCACCGGUUCGUUUCCAUCAUCACGUGUCACUGCCCCUAGUGAUACUCUCAGUCCAACCGCGGGUGGUGUCGGUGAUGAACAACUACAGUUUCUUUAUCAACAACUUGAUGAUAAAGACGAUGAAAUUAAUAAGCAAGCUCAAACAAUUGCUCGUCUUCGACAACAAGUCGAAGAACAAGACGAAAUCAUCAAUACUUUACGUAAAGAACGUGAAGGUCAACUGAAGGAGAUCACAAACCUCCAAGCUGAAUAUCAAUCGAGUAAAGAAGAGGUUAAAGAAGUUUUACAAGCUUUAGAAGAAUUAGCUAUGAAUUAUGAUCAAAAAGCACAAGAGAUUGCUUCAAAAGCAAAAGAAUUAGAAGAAGUCCAAGAAUCUUUAUUAAAACAGACUAGAUUAAUGCAUAGUAAAGAUGGUGAAUUAUCUCAAUUGAAAGAUACACAUCAAAAUCAAAAGAAGAAAUAUACUGAAAUGAUGUCUAGUUUAUUAAAAGAUUUAAUUGAUGUUGGUGAAUGUCUAAAUGAUCAAUUGACGAAACCAUCUGUUGGCGCUGAACGAUUAGAUGAAGAAUUCACUGUAGUUCGUUUAUAUAUAAGUAAAAUGAAAACUGAAGCAAAAUCAUUACAAUCACGUGUACGUCAAUUAGAAGAAGAACGUGUUCAACAUGUACAAUUAAUGCGUAAAAGUGAUGAUGAAUCAAAAGAUCUACGUACAAGAAUUCAUGCUUUUGAAGUAAAAAUUGCUACAUUAACAGAUAAAAUUGAUGAAUCGGAAUCACGUAAACGUCAUUUACAAGAAACUGUUGAUAAUAUGAAUGCAGAAAUUGCUAAACUUCGUGCAAAUGAACAAUUUAUGUCUGGUUCAGGUGAACAAAAUGAAAAAAUUCUAUCUGGACAAUCAGUUAUACGUGCUAAAUUAGAUGAAGAAUUUAAACGUCAAUCGGAACAUUAUGCUACACAAGUGAAAAGUUUACGGGAUGAAUUAGAUGAAAAACAGAAAAAAUUAGAAGAAUAUAAAGAUGAAGCAAAUAAUUUCAAAUUCCAAUCAGAAAAAUCUCAAGAAGAAGUUACACGUUUACGUAAAGAACUAGAAGAUAAAUCUACACGAUUGGAAACAUUGGAGAAGACUACAGAAAAACGUGAACAAGCAAAAGAAGAUCUACGCGGUUUAGAAGAGACUGUUAUUAAAGAAUUACAAACAUUGCAUAAUCUAAGACGUUUAUUCAUACAAGAUCUUAAUUGUCGAAUUAAAAAGUCUGCUAAUCGUGUAAAUGCGUUAACUGCAGCUGAAAAAGCCACUGCUAAUAAUAAUACUAACCAGGGUGGUAAUACACCGAACACUGUUAGUGGUAUACCAGGUCAACAACAAAUCUCUGAAAGUCUACUUAUGGAUGAUGACGAUGAUGAUGAACCAAUUCAAGUUGGUACAUUAGCACAACGUGAAAAAAUUGCAUUCCUUGAAAAUAAUUUAGAUAAAUUAACGAAAGUACAUAAACAACUUGUUCAUGAUAAUGCAGAAUUACGUUGUGAAUUACCAAAAAUGGAAAAACGUCUAAAGAGUACCCUGGAACGUGUACGUAGUUUAGAAUUAUCAUUAAAAGAAGCCAAAGAAGGUGCUAUGCGUGAUCGUAAACGUUAUCAAGUUGAAGUGGAACGAAUAAAAGAAGUUGUACGUCAACGUAAUGUUACAGCACGUCGUGGUCAAUCACAAAUAGCUAAACCAAUACGUGCAGGACAUGCUCCUAUUAGCAGUCCUCAUGGUGGUGGUGUACCAAUUAAUUCACAGCCAGUUAUAAGACCAGAUCUUCUUGGUGCACCAUGAUUCAAAUAUAUUCUUACUGAUGUUCUUUUUAUCUGUGUUUAACCUUUAUCUAUGUGUUAUUCAUAUGAAUUCACUUGGUAUAUACAUCAAGAAUAUAUUCACUGCUUACAUACAUUAAUAUGAUACAUAUAAUACUGUGAACAAGAUAGGAAUUCAAUUAGCUAAUGCACAUACAUGAGAAUAUAUAAUGAAGAAAUCUAUCCAUUAUGUAAUGGUAUUUAAGUACAAUAGUAUAUACAUAUACAUAUGUAACUCGUUUUCUCUUGUUGUUUCUACUUUUUGUUGUUGUUGACCAUAACCACUGCACAUUAUCUCUUUUACACACACACCCACACAUACAUACAUAAAUUACACUAUGAGCCUUAAAUUUUAUGUAUAUUCAUCCCCGGUGUGUUUUUAUGGUAGUCGAUUUCUUUCAUAUUUCUUGCUUAUUUUUCAUUCACUCAAUGAAUUAAUGUUUGUUUUCUUUUGGCUUGUCAUUUAUGAUAAAUUAACCAUGACUACUGAUUGAGUGAUGACAACCAGUUGACUGGACUCUAUUCUCUGUGUUAUUAUUAUUAUUAUUAGUAGUAGUAGGAGUAAUAUUAUUUUGUUUUAUUAUGAUGAUGUGUGCAUUUGCGUGUGCAAUUGCACUCUACUUUGCUUAUUGUGCCUAUUCUUGAUUGUUCAUUUUAUUAUUAUUAUGAUCUAUUUCAUGUUGAAUGAUUAACUUUACUUUCUGUCUUCUAUUACUUUCACAAGUUAAUAUCAUAUUCAAUUAAAAGGUUUUGUGUACGACUACUACUACUAAUAGUACUACUGAUAAAUAUUAGUAAUCGGAACGUGAAUAAAUAAUGAUGUUAUUUUCUUAUAUGAUUCAAGAAGUUCAUUUCUGCGCCAUACACUUACAUGCACUGUGAAUUAAUACUAAAAGGAAAUAAUUGAUAAAGAUUUGUUGACGGUAAUCAAACUAAGAUGAUUGUUUACUAUGGUGUUGAGUAGUAACCAUAGUAGAUCAUCUCUAAAAUGUUCACAUGAACAUACCUAACACAUCUGUGUAUGUAUCAUAUUUUGUUUCGAUUUCUUUUUCUUAGUUUAUGCACGUACGUUAUGUAAGUGUAUCUGUUGUACACACACGCACACACACAUUUCGUACGUGCUAACAUCAAUAAAGGAGGUUGUAUUCCUAUGAACAAUAACAAAUCAUUGACAGUGAAUUAUUUUGUGUGUGUGUGUGUGCCAAUCAAUUCUACAUUAAUUGAUUCUUUUGAAUCGAUCAAAGUUGAUUGGGUUUUUUUCUUCAGUUGCCUCACUUGAUAUUAUCUUGAUUCUUAUUGUUAUCAUCAUUAUCAUCACUAUUAUCAGUGAAUGUAAUUGUUAGUUGAACUAUACAUGCGUAUAUUUACAUCUAUUUUAAUUGCUUUAUUCUAUGUGUUUAUUUCUUUGUGUGUACGUUUUCCACUCUGUUUUGUUCUAUCUCUUUUUCCACAUGAAAUAGAAGUAUAAUGUUCACAUAUAAUAAUAUCGCUUAUGUGUUACUGCUAGCAGUUAAUAUAAGAGAAUAAAAUGUGAUAAUUUAAU